GGGCGGCGGGGCAACCUCCCUCGGCGGGGGAGCCGAGCGAUGGGAGAGGGGCGAGGGAAACGCGGCUCCCGCUGAGCCGACGGUGACGACAAAAAACGGCUUGCGCGAAGAGGUCUGGUACAGCGCUAUGGGUAAUGCACCGGCGGAAGAUGAAGUAGCACUCUUUGAAAGAGAUAUGAAAGAGUUUUGGAUCCAGUUUAAAAUCAGUUAUGGCACUGAACAGAACAAUCAGAUUUCAGCGCUGAGAGAUUUGUGCAAGGAGACUUUGGAAGCUCUUUCAGAGAAAUGGUCCAAGAAGCUGAAAGAAGAGGACUUGAUGAUUGACAAAAUUCACGAGUAUAACAAUGAGAUUCUCCAGCAGAGCAAAUGCAUAGCAGAAAAGGAAGAGCAGUUGACAGAAAUAAAAUCAAAGCUAAAUGAAGAACAAGAGCAGCAGAAGAACUUGACUGACAGCAUCCAAGAGCUUAAAGAAGAGUUGGCAAAGAAAAUGGAAAUAAAAUCUUCUAAAACUAAAGCUGCCAAGGAGAAGGUGGAACAAGUGAGCAAGAUUAAAACAUUGUUUAAAGAGCAUCUGGCAUUGGAGAUGCGUAGAAUUCCAGAUGAGCAAUUACAGUUCAUAUUCAGACACAUUGACCACAAAGAUCCUGAUAAGCCAUACGUGUGCACCCUUUCCAUAAAUGAACAAGGGGACUAUGAAGUGACUUCCUGUACUCCUCCUCUGGACUGUAUUGCAGAGUUACAGCUUAAACUGAGAGAAACUAACAAUUUUUCUGCAUUUGUUGCCAACAUCAGAAAAGCUUUCACUGCUUUAUCAUAUAAACAGUCUGCAUGAAACUGGUUUGUACCUCUCUUUUUGGAUAUAGAGCACUCUUACUCUUCCUGUUGAUGAAAUGGUGUAUUUAUCCAUGUCUGACUCCUAAUUUCUAAAUAAAGAUAAUGAAAGCAGUAGUUUAGUCUACUGUUAUCUGGACACAUUUUGGAUCAUUCUGUGAACAUUAGUAUCACCAACUACUGCCUUAACUGAAUGUCUCUGGACAUGUAAAUUUUGAUCCAUUGCAUGCAUUAAUGAUGCAGUGGUUUGUAUUUAGCUGCCACAGGGAGAUAAUCAAAAUAAAGUACCUUCUGUAGUUUGUGUAUCUUUUCCAAAAGCAUUGAUAUCUCUUUCAAGUUCCUGUGUAAUUGAAAUAGGCCUGAAACCUAUUAAAAAGUGUGCUGAAGGUUAGCACUUAUUUCAGUUACUUGUGUCAUAGGUCAUUGUCUUGAUUUUUACCCUAACUUGUACUCUACAGUGUUAGCAUUUCUAGUCUCACAUCUAAAUAGUUGUUUUUCUUCUGGUCUGUUAAACUUCGUCAUUGGAAAUCUUUUGACAUGGCAAAGCCUGAAGUAUAAUGUAUUGAAGUAUGAAAUACAGUGGUGACAGAUAAAUCAUGUGUGUAUUUUGCAUCUUGUCAAGAAGACUAUUACUACUACAAUGCUCAGCUUUGAUUGAAAAUAUUUUUUUCUAUCCUGUAAACAUGUUUUCAUUUUCACAGAAUAUUUAAAAUGACUGUUGCAACAAGAAAGAAAAUGCUUCAUUUGAUAAUAUACCAUAGUACAAAUAAAGUCUUGACUAAGUUCAGUCCUAGAACUUCUAGUGAAUCAAAAACUACUAUGUAUGACCUAGUCAUUUAGGCAUGUUUAAAUCUGGUGAUCAGAUCUUAUCUGAUCUGAUCAGAUAUCCUUAGUACAGUUGGGAAUAUUUCCCAGUCACAUGUGAACUGUAUUUUAAAUAAUUUAGUUGGUCUGAACUUAUCCAUAUAGCUUGAUGGAUGCACCACAGACUACACCCUCAUCUUCUAGGAGCACAACAUAACAAAAAAAGUAAAAGAGAUAAUCUUCCGUGUCUUCUUCCCUAUAGGGCAUAAUUUGCCAUUUUCCAAGUAGUGCAUAAUUUUCCUUGGUGUGCCCUGUUGAUUUUUUUUUUUCUUGUGUUACAGCCAGUUAUACACAAAGAACAGUAAGGAAGGUAAAGGUGCCAACUGAUUACACUGCAAUUUUGGAACACAACAGCAGCAGAGAAUUACUAAGCAUUACUAUAAUGACAUCUCAAAUAAAACAAAUCCUCAGUUUCUGCUUUGUGUCCUCUCUCAGGACAAACCCUGUGUCCUCUCUGAGAAUUCUGUAACUGGCAAUCAUACAAAGAGGCAAGGGAUGGGAGCCUGACUUCAGGAGUCUCAUUGUUCAUUAGUGGAUUUGCUUCCUUUUCAAUCAGAUUAACAGGAUUUAAGGUGUAGGUAUUUCUUUCAACUAAUUGCUUCUACCACUAAGAGAAUGCUGUAGGCAUUUUUAUGGACAGCAGUAGACUAGCCAGGAGUUUAAAAAAAUGUAUUGAGCCAGCAGUGCACUACCCACUUGUGUCAUCUCUCUGAGGCAUUAUGGCUGCUGGUGGUGUCUCUACCUUGUACAGAAGCCCUUACCUUCCAUGGGGGAAAGCCUGUCCCUUCCAGCUUCUCACUAAUGGCAUUGCCCUCUCAUCCAGAAUAACUUCAUUUUGAAGCAUACCCUUGCCCUACUUCACCUGUCUGUGCCAAGCACCUCUGAGCUGCUCUGAAAGGAAACUUCAGCAUGCUCAACCGGACCUGUUUAAUCAUUAGGGUGUACGUAUUGCUCAGACACCCUCUGUAACAUACGUGAUUUGAUCAUGUUCACAGGAGAAAGAAACUGAAAUGCCUUGAGUAAUAAAGACAGAUGUUCAAACUUAGAGCCAUUUUCUUUUCUUUUUAAUCCCAGGCAUAAGUAGUUGGUGACAAAAUGAAUUUGUCAAGAUUGCUAUGCACAGAACAUAAAAUAUGUGACAACUACUUUAUUGGAAUAUACAUUCUUAGAAAUUAUUUGCUAGAGACUAUAAUGUGCCUGGUUGUAAAUAUCCUUUGCAUAUGCCUAAAGCAAGACGUUUGGAAUAUUUAUUGUGUGUAAUAAAAACCUUUACAACUCCUUUUGGAGCUAGAAUAAUGUGCCUACUUUUAUUUGCCAGAGCAAAUCAGACAGAGAUCUUACUUCCAA
Messenger RNA from Motacilla alba alba, 3042 nucleotides. RefSeq names its product SPC25 component of NDC80 kinetochore complex (gene SPC25). The record is from RefSeq and is a predicted model, not a curated record. The transcript is spliced from 7 exons. Gene Ontology annotation, biological process: chromosome segregation. The coding region runs from base 128 to 832 and encodes 234 amino acids. Lineage: Eukaryota; Metazoa; Chordata; Aves; Passeriformes; Motacillidae. Gene Ontology annotation, cellular component: Ndc80 complex.